Messenger RNA from Momordica charantia (bitter melon), 3753 nucleotides. Its product is annotated as RING/U-box superfamily protein. Gene Ontology annotation, biological process: protein ubiquitination. The record is from RefSeq and is a predicted model, not a curated record. Gene Ontology annotation, molecular function: ubiquitin protein ligase activity. Gene Ontology annotation, cellular component: cytoplasm. NCBI's taxonomy places the organism in Eukaryota, Viridiplantae, Streptophyta, Magnoliopsida, Cucurbitales, Cucurbitaceae.
ACAAAAUAAGGGAAUAAAUUCAUAAAAAUCUAGAAUCUUCUCCAAGCCUCGGGAAUCUUCAAGAUCGAUUUACUCCGGAGAAGAGAAUCCUCCACAGCCGAUUCCAUGGAGUUGACGACGACAACGAAUCCGCCGUCCCCCGCCCACUGUUCCACCAAUAUUUCUUUCGUCCCUUCGAAUUCUCUUCCAUAGAAUCCUCCCUCUCGCCGUAAUCCUCUCUUUUCGCCGCCGCAAUAAUGUCCUUCGCCUUCAAUCUCGCCGCCGGCGCCAACUCCGCCGACCGUGACAAGCCCUUCUUCUGCCACCAGUGUGAUCGCGCCGUUACCAUCACUGUUUCUACCUCCUCCGAUCCCCUCUGCCCAUUUUGCAACGAGGGGUUUCUUGAAGAGUACGAGAACUCCUAUUCCGACUCCAAUGAUGAUCUUGAUCGCGCACCAAUUCAUUUUCCCGAUCCUUUUCGUGGAUUUAAUCCACUUGUUUUCUCCUCUUCUUCGUCCGUGAUUGAUCUCCAAAACCCUGGCCUGUUUUCAAGAACUAUGAGGCCGGCUUCCCAGCCGUGGAAUAGGAAUCAAUCCGAUUCGACAAUCCAGCCGGAGCCGUUCGAUCCCUUUUUGUUUCUUCAGAAUCAUCUGCGAGGCAUCUUCGAUAGUGGCGCGGAUGUUGUGUUUGAAAUCCAGGGCCAUCCUUCCCACUCCGUCCUUUCAAUGCCGCAAAAUGUUGGCGACUACUUCGUUGGACCUGGCCUCGAGCAGCUCAUUCAAUUGCUGGCCGAGAACGAUCCGAACCGAUAUGGAACCCCCCCUGCUUCGAAAUCAGCGAUUGAGAAGCUUCCGGCCGUGACUGUUACAGAGGAUCUAUUGAAUUCGGAAAUGAAUCAGUGUGCCGUCUGCAUAGAUGAGUUUCAAAUAGGUAUUAAGGUUAAGCAGAUGCCUUGCAAGCAUGUAUUUCACGAUGAUUGUCUUUUACCUUGGCUUGAAUUGCAUAAUUCAUGCCCUGUUUGCCGGUUCGAGUUGCCUACGGAUGAUUCUGAUUACGAGAAUCGAACUCGUGGCCGACGGGUGCAGGAAAAUGAAGCUUCCGGACAACAAUCGGGGUUAGAUAACAGUGGCAGUGGGGAACGUGUUGAGAGGAGGUUUAGAGUACCGCUAUGGUGGCCGUUUGGGGGGCGGAACGAAGGGAGCGACUCCGGUGGUGGAAAUGAUAGCGAGGAAGAUGGUAGGCCGCUGCACUAAGAACGAACAUCUUCUGCUGUUACAGGUGCUGAUGUGAUUAACAGGUGAUGUUCCAACGGAAGUUAAAAGGUAAUCAAAGCUUGAAAUCCUUUGAAACCACCUCUCUUUUUUAAUAUGAAACAUGUAAUUUUAUUCAUAGAACCGAAGUGUACAAAGAGAGAAGGGUAAAUAAGACAUCAACCCUAUCAGACGUUUGGCAAGUUCACAAAAAGGGCAUUCUAAUAAGUAUUGUGAGUACAAAGAGAUAAGAGAAGGUAUACCAACGGAAAUCCAAAAAUCUGCUAAUAUCCCAUACUUCCCUUGGAAGUCUUGACUUGUCCUAAAGGCUAAAGGAAUUUUUGGGUUCUUUCUAAUAAUGAUUACCUCGUUUCUGAGCACUUGACGGAGUGUCAUACAAAAAAUCUUCAAGGUCACUGUUUGGAUUGAAUUAAGAUAUUGAGAAUUGAGCUCUUCUAUUUAGUAGAAACUAUUACAUCGCAACCCAAAAUAAUAAUAACAACGUUGGAUGGAGGUGAAACAAUACUUAACCAAGAGCUACUAGGAAGAUUAUGAAACGGAAGGUUAGACUUUCGUUGUUGGAUUGCAAUGGACAUUUUCUUAUCUAGCUUCAACUUUGAAGUCUUAGUGAAUUUUGGUUGAAGGUUUCCUAUAAUCUUAGUUCUUUUCUGUGUGUUUGUUGAUAUCACUUUAGGCUUAUUCCACUUGUUUGAAGUGUUUCUUUUGGGUUGGAACCCUAUUUUGUUUUAUUCGGUGUUUCAUUGGGCUCAUUUUUUGGCUGUUCUUUUUUUAGGCUCUUUUGUUUUCUUUCAUCUCUUCUUGAUGUAAGCUUGGCUUUUCAAUAGAAAAGAAGCACUCAUCUCUUCAAUAGUGUAAGGCUUGUCUUGCUUUUGCAAAUAAAUUUAGAUAUCCCAUUUAUGAGAUAUUGCUUUUCCACUUAAAAAAUUCAAAUUGAAGAAAUCAUUUCCUCAACAGCGUUACAAAUAGCAUGUUGCUUUAAAAUACAGGCGUCUUUUCAUAGAUUCUUCUUACAUUCUUAAACUCUUUCGAAACAUUAUCUACCAAGUUGUUCGAUAGUGAGUUAUUACAUUGUGUUAUAAUGUUAUGUACCUGUCCAAGUUUUUUCUUUUGAAGUUGCUGGUAUGUGAGCAGUAUGAUAAUUGUUCCGCAAAAUGAAAAGGAUCUGCCCUCUCUCAGUCCAUGUCUUGUACUCCCGAGUCCUGACUAUAAUCUUCUCAGGGUGUAAGCAUGUUGGUUUGGGUAAAUUUUGAUAGACCACAGGUGUAAGAGGAUGAGUGCGGAGAGGAAUGAAUUGUGAAUGUAAGUGAGGAAUGUUGUGAGUGGGGUCAUGCAGUAGUUACUAUGUGGGCUUAAUGAAUACAGGUAGGGCCGGAGGGGUUAUAUAUAUGUACAUAGCUGUAGAAUAGGGAGGUAUCUUUUUGGGAAUAGCUUGGGCUUUUUCAGGAGAGAUGGGAGCUGUCAAAUUCUUCCUUGAACUUGUAUCUCUUUGCAACCAAUAAGAAUUGGUUUCUAUUAGAUUUUUAAAUAUCAGUUACAGAAAAUAAAAAAAAAAAUUGAUGCUUAAACUAAUAUUUCUUGAAAACUGAAUCAACCUGACCGAAUAAAUCUUGAACCAAAGACCAACAACUAUCCAAGCCAAACCACAAACCAAUAAUAAUGAUAUUUCAAACUAACGCAGCUGAAUUGGUUUGACUUCUAUCGAUGUUUUGGGGUUGUCUGAUUUUUAUAUUUUUUUUAUAUUUUUUUUGGUUUCAAUUUUCACCUUAUUCUUUUAGGAUCACAACAGGGGGCCUCUAUGGCCAGUUAAUUUCUCUUGUUGUUCAUGUUUUCUUUUGAAAUUUAUGUGCAAGUAUCUUAUAUAUAUGUGUGCGUAGAAGAAAAGAGUCAUUUAGGUGUAAAGUCAGCUCACACUAGCUUACAUCUGUUUAGUAUAUAGGAAGAGAUGUAUAGAUUUUGGCGUCAGGACGAUAUGUUUUUUAGGCUAUAGGCUACUCGAAGCUCGUGUCCACGUAGAGAUCAUAUAUGUAUGAGAUGUAGGCUUAUUCUAUCCUGGAACAGUAUUUUUCUAGUAUUUUACUGAGAUGUUGAGCCGACUUUUAAAUUGAUUUUCAUUGUCACGGACUCACGGAUGUGAAAGAAGACAACCGAUAAGACAUGGAGAUAUUGAAGUAUCUUUGUAGUAUAGAUUAUGAUUUCCUUAACUUUACUUUUCUUAUCCAAUAAAAACUUUAAAAACUACUCUCCUUGACCAAUGUCUAAUAAGCAUGGACAAGAAGACAUGCAUGGCAAGACAUGUACAUGGUGACAUGACAUUUCGAUUUCUAAAAGAUUAAGUUAAUAUUUGUUAUUAAUUAUGCCUGGGAAUUUAGAAUACGUUAUGAAAGGAGAUUGGUAGUUAAUAUAUUUCUAAAUCCUAAUACUGGUCCUGUGACUGAGAAUUUGAAGUUAAUCCCAAAUUGAAUAAAUAACUUUCCAGGUAGUUUAAUAUCUUCUAAAAAAGGAA